Brenthis ino (lesser marbled fritillary) is the source of this 3765-nucleotide messenger RNA. Lineage: Eukaryota; Metazoa; Arthropoda; Insecta; Lepidoptera; Nymphalidae. The record is from the annotation of a GenBank genome assembly.
AUGGAUGCUUCAGCAUCCAAAAGGGACGCCGAAAUUAAUAACUUGCUCGGUCUCUAUUUGGAAAUUGAUAAUUUGUCUUAUCCUUCACAUAUGAAACAAAAUAAAUCUGUGAUUAAAUACACUCGUAUACCAGAUUUUGAUGAAAAUUCUAGAGUGUCAUGGCCUCAGAAAUCAUAUUCAUUGGAACCUAGGCUCCGUCGCAUUGUCAUGAUUGAAGAACCAAGACUUGAAACAAAUAGAUCUCUUAAGUCACAGGUUGCACUUCCAUCCAGGAAAAUGAGUUCAGAUAUUUGCAAACGACAAGUCAUUGCAAUUGAGGAAGAUGUUUAUAGUCUUCAUCCUAAAUUCUCACAAAAUGUAAGAAAACCUCACCAAAAAAUGAUAAAUCGAGCUAUAGAAACGGAUAGUAAAGAAGAAAAGCAAUCUUCACAACGAAAAUUAUCAAAAUUAAAUUAUUCUUCUAGAUCUUAUAAGGGGUCUUCUAAGACUACCGUUACCACCAACAAUGAUAAAAAAGAAGCAAUUGUUUCCAAAACGGGAAAUAAAUAUAAUACAUUUACAAAAGGAGAUAACGAAACUCGCAGUUAUAAUAAAAGUAUUAGAUCUAAUGAAAUUGCACGAAGUGGACGAAACUCAAAUGUAUCAUCAAAAUUGAACAUAAACAAGAGAUUACUUACGACAGCGAAAGAAGUUGAAAAAGAAAACUCUUCUAUUAAAAACAAAGUUAAAGAUAAUUUUCGUAAAAGCUCACAGAAACGAACUGUUUCAGAGAAAACAAAAUCAAAUAAAUCUUCAUUGAUAUAUAACCAUAAUAAAGUGAUGGAUUUUAAUGGUGUUCAAGGAUUACAUCAACCAGUCUCUGUCAUACAUGUGCCCCUCGAUGUAAAACCAGAAAAGCAUGAUAGGGCAACGGCAAUGUCACCGGAAAUUUUAAAUAUCAAUGAAAACAAUCUGUCUAUGGUAGAUUCUAGUGUUCAAGUAAUAAAUAAUACAAACUUCAACGACGUGAUGAUAGAAACUGAUUUAUGGCCAAAAAAAGUAGACCAAGUUACUGAAAUUGAUGAAAAUUGUCUGUACAAUAAGAGUUUAGAUAAUGUUAUGAAAGAAUCAUUUGAUAGUCUUGAUAUACCAAAUGUAAGCUUAAUGAAUAAACGAAGUGAUAUGCCCAAAGAAGAAGUAGUCGACAUAGUUAAUAACGAUAAUUAUAUCAUUGAAACUUCGCCUGUCAAUAAUUGUAAAAGAAAUAAAGAAAAAGUUAUAGAAUCUCAUUUUCAUAAAAACACAUCGUAUAUCAUAAGCAGAGCUACGUUAACAUACACGACUAGACAAAAAAUCGAUUUUCAUGUCGUUGGUAAUAAUGAUGUAUUGCAGUCUCAUUUAUCUUCUAGACCCUAUAGCUAUCCUUUGAAUGUUGUAUCAGUUUUUAAGCAAGAAAUGAAAAAACAAGAGAGUGUCGAAGAUCGCAAACAGCAUUACGCUAAAAAAGACGACGACAUACGUAACAUAGUGAACCACACGAAGGAUCUGACCCCAAUUAAUUGUUCAUACGUCUUCGACAAUCAUAAAUUGGUCAAACCGUCUGAUAUAAUUAGCACAAUAAAAGUGAAUAGUAGCUUAUUACAACGCGACUAUAUAUGCGAACAGUUCCAAAGGGAGCUCAAUUUUAUAGAUUCCUUUUUUGAAUCUUUACAAUAUUUGGAGAGUUGUUCGUUGACUGAGAAUAGUAUUACGGAAAAGAAAGUGGAAAAUUUUAUUAACAGUGGCCACGACUUGAGUAAUAUUGAAUUUGGAUCGUUCUUAUCUAAGUUUGAGGAUGAAGUUAAUAUUGAUGAUACCGACACAAUGGCUUCGAAGAAUCUUUGUUUGCUCAACUUGCUCAUUAGAGAUGAGCAAAAGAGAGCCAAGCGUAUCUUAAUCGUACUGAAAAUGCGAGAAGACGCUUUGAAAGAUUUCACAAAAUCUCAAAUAUUAUGGCUGGAAAAUAAAAAGAAACAAGAUAAUAUAGAUAUAUCCACUUUAAAGAAGAAGCAACGUGGAGCUCUUCUUAAAUUGCAACAAGAAUGUGGUGAAAUGCAACGCAUGCGUAAAGCCUUGUUGUCCGUAUUGGAGAAACGUAAAUUGGCACUUAUGAAAACAAAAAAGAAUAUAGAACUGAAGUUGAGGAGUAGCUUGGAUUUAGAACAAAUUAUUUUAGGUAAGAAAAAGUUACGGCGAAGCACUUCGGCCGAUCGCCAAGUGGCUCCUAUUAAAUGUUUCGAACUAUCCAGUAGUGGGUGUGACGAUAGCACCACGUCCCGACCCAAGUCUGCCCCGAUUCUCUUACAAAAUGUAUCGAAAAGUAUUACAAGUGCUGAAAAAUAUGUGCAAACUGGUGACAGUAUAACUACAACGAGUCAAAUAGAUCAGUCAACUAACACGGCCGACGAAAAUUUUGUUGUAGUAGAUGGUGGCUAUCUUAACAUACUAUUCCAUAAUUUAUCACUGCCUCAAAUCUUCAGUAGUGGCAAACAGUACGAAGUUAAUCAGGAGGCGUUAAAAAACAUCGUGCAAACAAGUAACAUGCAUCACUUUAACAACAACGACAUCAUGAUCGAAGAACUAAUGGAACAAAUAAAAGAUCUGGAUAGGUCGAGUACACCCUCGACAGCGCGUAGCCUAGUCGAAGAAUUUGAUCAGAUCUACAAAGGCCUUGCCGAGGAAGAGAAAUUGAAACAUAAUUCUGAACAUAAUUGCAACAGUGUUAUUGAAGAGGUUAAUGAUUGUGCCGUCCAAAUAAAUCAAGUUCAAGAGGAGAGUGAUAAAAAGAGAGAAAGUGAUAUUGUGGAGGACAUAGAUUAUAGAGCAAGCGAUGUUCCUCAUGUAGACGUGUCGUGUAUAUGUGAACCGUUGAUGGUAUCUGUGGGGACGCAGGCGUCGAAGAGUAAAGAAAAUGGAGAAAGUAGAGAAGUGAUAAGAAGUGUGUCAGGGCCACUACCAGUGCCGGCCGGCGCAGCGGCGCCCAGUGAUGAUGCAGACGUGCCGUCCUGGUUGAGUCAAACAUCCUCACUUAUAUCCCAAGAUGAUAGCAGUAGCUUGGCAAGCAGUCAGCCUCUUUGUCCGAGUAACUCAUCCCUCACUUCGCCUGUUCAGUUCGAAGCACAGGAACUACGUCGACAACAGUUGGAAAUAGAAAGAGAGAUAAAAGCACUAGAGCAGCAACAGUGUCAGUUGCUAGCAUUGCGCGAGAUCCCAGACAAGCCACCUCCUCCGUACACUCCCCCAUCUGAACCUAAACCGAAAACACCUAGAAACUUCACCGUCGAUGAAAUAGCUGAACAUAGAAUUAAAGAUAUUAUUACUGAAUCUAGCUCAGAUUUCUCACUAACUGAUCCAUUCGACGUAUUUGUUGGCGACUAUUGUAGAGAAGCAAUAGAAAAGCAAAAGUUGGAGAAAAACGAGAAGUAUUGGGACACUUGUAAUUUCUUGCCAUCAAAGACACCUCUUAAUACUGAGAAAUUUAUUAAUAAAACAGUAACUGAUUUGAAAGAUGUUUUAACUAGUGUUCAACCAACUAUUGUAUCAGGCGUAGGUGCGAGACGCUCUGAUCACAUAGACGAUAUAUUGUUCGCGGAAUGGCGACGAUGUGAGCCCGAGUGGACAUCCUUACACGCUGAUGACGUCGUCGUCAAGAACCAAGUCUUUGAGAGUAUCUUCCAGAAGAUUCUCACGGAAACCAUCGAUGAAUACAAAAAAACUGUAGUUGCUCCAACAAAAUGUAGUAAUAAG